AUGCAGACCCUGUGGGCGAUGCUGAUCUGUCUGGCUGGAGGGCAGCUUGCAAGUUCCACGCUCUGCAACACCUAUGGCAGCAUCCCAGGCAUCCCAGGGUCACCAGGACGGCCUGGAAGCAAUGGCAGAGAUGGGGAGACUGGCCUAAAGGGCGAGCGAGGUCCCCCUGGCCAGGUGGAUCACGAAGGAGACAUGGGGGAGAAGGGAGACCCAGGAGUACCAGGGCACCCUGGGAAGAUUGGCCCCAAGGGCCCCCCCGGUUCAAAGGGAUUACCAGGUCCCAUGGGAAGCCCUGGUCUUCAAGGGGAUGCUGGUGACUACAAGGCCACCCUCAAGUCCGCCUUCUCUGCUGCCAGGACCAUCAGCUCCUACCCACGCCGGGAGCAGCCCAUCCGCUUUGACCGCAUCAUCACCAACGAGAGGGGCCACUAUGAGAACCGGUACGGCCGCUUCCUCUGCCGCAUCCCUGGCAUCUACUACUUCACCUACCACGUCACCUCCAGGGGCAACCUGUGCCUCAACGUGAAAAAGGGCCGGGGUGGCAGCAGGGGUGAGAAGGUGGUGACCUUCUGCGACUAUGUGCAGGGCAGCUACCAGGUCACCACGGGUGGUGUGGUCCUCAAGUUGGCAGCCAACGAGUCCAUCUGGCUGGAGCCAACAGAGAAGAACUCCCUGGUGGGGGUAGAGGGGUCCGACAGCAUCUUCUCUGGCUUCCUCAUCUUCCCCGAUGCUUAG
Nestor notabilis (Kea) is the source of this 735-nucleotide messenger RNA. Its product is annotated as complement C1q subcomponent subunit B-like. Gene Ontology annotation, molecular function: protein binding. The transcript has 2 exons. NCBI's taxonomy places the organism in Eukaryota, Metazoa, Chordata, Aves, Psittaciformes, Psittacidae. The record is from RefSeq and is a predicted model, not a curated record. Bases 1 to 735 code for a protein of 244 amino acids.